UUUUCUCCUGGAGGUCAGGUAACAGAUGUUACAUUUCAGUGUCUUCUUGCUUCCCAUCGGAAAUGGAGGGGAUGGGUGGCAGAGGCACGGAGAUACAGCUAAUUAAGGAGUGACUCCUAACAGCCCUGGAUGGGUGGUGCCACCCUGGCCACUGUGCCAUCUCUCUGGCCUCUAUAGGAAGAAUAAGGAAGCAUUCUAGAAGCUGAGAUCUGGAAGUGAGCAUAAGGAAUUGCAGGACUUGUUUAUGGAGGGAGGGCAAGGCAUCCAGGGCUGGACUCUCUCUCAGACAUAACAGCAUUCAUGUGCACACAUCCCUCCAGAAGGGAAGGACUCUGCUUCGCACAGAUGACACCCAGAGGGCUCACACACACACACCUUGUGAGCCCCUCCAGCAAGUCCUCAGCUAAGGGGCAUGUGCACAAAGGACAGAUCCGGAGAUGUUCAUUCAAGUGCACACACUGGCAGAGACUACAGAGGCAUGCACACACCUGGAGGGGCUCUUGGCCCACAUGGGCACAAACACGUAAAAGGUACUUACGCAGGCACACACCUACAGGGUACUUCCUGGGCCUGCAAGUACACACCCACAAGGAGCUCACACACAGAGGAUCCAGAGGCACACACACAACCUGAGGGGCAAUCCCAGAGCCCGUGGGCACAUUACACACUCACAGAGUCAUUCACACACUCAGAGUGGGUGGAUUCAUGUACAUAGCCAGGGUGCCCCUGCACACGAUCACACAUCUGGAAGGAGCUCACGCAGGCACACACCUAGAGGGCGCUGCCAGGGCCCCAAAGCACGCGCGCCCCUAGGUGUUCCACAAGCACACACCCAGAGGACGUAGACGCAUGCCUAGGGGGCGCUCGCACGGCCCACGCUCCCACGCACGCACACACACCCCUGCCCUGCCUCCCACCCGCCUCCGCCUCUGCCUCCGCCUUCUGGGAGGCUCGAGCCGGUGCGAGGCGGUUCGGCAGCCGCCGGACGGGCUCCGAUCCAGGGUGGUGCGGGGCCUGUGCGGGGGAGCCCGGAGGCGCGGCCGGCAUGGAGGCGCUGCUGCUGGGCGCGGGGUUGCUGCUGGGCGCCUACGUGCUUGUCUAUUACAACCUCGUGAAGGCCCCGCCCUGCGGUGGCAUAGCCAGCCUGCGCGGCCGCACGGCUGUGGUCACGGGCGCCAACAGCGGCAUCGGGAAGAUGACGGCGCUGGAGCUGGCGCGCCGGGGAGCGCGCGUGGUGCUGGCCUGCCGGAGCCGGGAACGUGGUGAGGCGGCGGCCUUCGACCUCCGCCAGGAGAGUGGGAACAAUGAGGUCAUCUUCAUGGCCUUGGACUUGGCCAGUCUGGCCUCCGUGCGGGCCUUUGCUACUGCCUUCCUGAGCUCUGAGCCACGGCUGGACAUCCUCAUCCACAAUGCCGGGAUCAGUUCCUGUGGCCGGACCCACGAGCCAUUUAACCUGCUGCUGCGAGUGAACCACAUUGGCCCCUUCUUGCUGACACAUCUACUGCUGCCGCGGCUGAAGACAUGCGCCCCCAGUCGCGUGGUGGUGGUAUCCUCAGCCGCCCACCGGCGAGGGCACCUUGACUUCACACGCCUGGACCGCCCAGUGGUGGGCUGGCAGCAGGAGCUGCGGGCAUAUGCCGACAGUAAGCUGGCCAACGUGUUAUUUGCCAGGGAGCUCGCCACUCAGCUUGAGGGUACUGGUGUCACCUGCUAUGCGGCCCACCCAGGGCCUGUGAACUCAGAGCUAUUCCUGCGCCACGUUCCUGGAUGGCUGAGCCCACUUCUGCGCCCACUGGCUUGGCUGGUGCUGCGGACGCCAAGAGGGGGUGCCCAGACACCCCUGUACUGCGCUCUACAGGAGGGCAUUGAACCUCUCAGUGGGAGAUAUUUUGCCAAUUGCCAUGUAGAGGAGGUGCCCCCAGCCGCCCGGGAUGAUCGUGCGGCCCACCGGCUGUGGGAGGCCAGUAAAAGGCUGGCAGGGCUUGGGCCUGGCCAGGAUGCCGAACCUGACGAAGACCCCCAGCCUGAGGACCCAGGGACCCCAUCUUCCCGGAGCAGCCCCCUCUCUGAGGAGCCCACAGUUUCUGAACCCCAUGCCAUCCCUCACAAUUCACCAGACUUGUCUAAGGUCACACACCGAAUUCAGGUUAAAACUGAACCUGAGCCCUAAAUCUCCUAAUCCCCAGGCUGGGGUGCUUUCCAUGGCACUUGGUGGCCCUUGAAAACCUGAACUGCAUGCCAGGCCACGCCUUGGGCACUGAGGGGUUUGCAGGUUUUACCUCCAUGGUUCCUUUCUGGAGCUUCAAGUUGUGUUCUUCCGAGCGGCUCUUUUCCUGGGGGAAGGAAAUCAUGGGCGAUGAUUUCUUCCUGAGAAUAACAAUAAUCCCAGAUUGAGAGGUGAGGGUGGGGGCGUGAUUAAUGUGCCAGACAUUGCUUCUCAAGAAUUUGAAUUCCAUGUUUCUGGUCCCCACUCUGGAUGAUGCUGAUCGGCUCUGGAUGAGGACGUGGGGGGUUGUGAUUUGAUGCACUGCCAACACGGAGAUUUACUGAACUUGGGCCCGUUGCAACCACGUAGCCAGGUAGUUAAGUGACCCCCAUUUGCAGAGGCGGGAUUAGGCUGCAUUGGUAACGGACUCGCCCAAGGUCUCCCCGCGGGUAAGAGCCGGAGCGGCGGGACUCCAGGGCCCCCGGCGGUAAGGUGGGGGCGGGGAGGUGAGGCAGGGCCGGGCGGUCGUUAUGCAGGCGGCCGG
Molecule: messenger RNA, 2750 nt
Organism: Panthera uncia (snow leopard)
Lineage: Eukaryota; Metazoa; Chordata; Mammalia; Carnivora; Felidae
Product: dehydrogenase/reductase SDR family member 13
Exons: 5
Coding region: 1046-2170 (374 amino acids)
Source: RefSeq, a predicted model, not a curated record